Messenger RNA from Penicillium cataractarum, 2424 nucleotides. RefSeq names its product Golgi transport complex subunit COG4. The transcript is spliced from 2 exons. The record is from RefSeq and is a predicted model, not a curated record. NCBI's taxonomy places the organism in Eukaryota, Fungi, Ascomycota, Eurotiomycetes, Eurotiales, Aspergillaceae. Bases 1 to 2424 code for a protein of 807 amino acids.
AUGGCAGUCUCACAAUCGCCUGUCCAGGCAAAUGGCCAUGCUUUGUCGCCAUCGCCAUCUACAUCACCGGAUCAAUUGAGCCCCGCAAUCGACCCCCCGCGAACCGAUGUCUUCAAUGCCAGCUCCGUGGCGGAGAUCAAAGCCGCGCUAUCCCGUUUACACAGCCAAGAAGCCUCCGUGACAGCAAGACUAGAUGCCCUAGUGACGUCGCAAAAGGAUUUGUCUCGGGAACUGGGCCGACUGGAUUUGAUGCGCGCGCACAUCGGAACCCAAACGAGCACAACCCGAUCGAUCAGCCAUGGCAUGCUCUCCGAAGCCGCAAGUACGGCCGAGCGCAUCUCCAGCGCCGUGCGACGACUGGAUCUAGAGCAGGCGAGAGUCAAGGCUACAUUGGAGGUCGUGGAGCAGGUCGCUGAGCUCAAGGCGUGUGCAUUGGGCGUGGCAGGGUCAAUGGGUGCUUCGCAGGAUUGGGAGACGGCUGCUAGCUAUCUACACCGGGCGGCACAGGUUCCUGCGUCAGUUGUCAAUGGAGCCUUUGCUGCAGAAAUGGUCCCAACUGCGGAGGUGCCCGACCCGCCAAGCGUCACUCUGGACAAUGCGGCGGAAUCGCUGUGUGGACUGUUCCUCCGCGAAUUCGACAAGGCCGUCAAGGAGAGUGACGGGGCGAAGAUUACACGCUUCUUCAAGCUGUUCCCACUCAUCGGCCGCUCCGAGGUUGGUCUGGAUGUCUAUGGUCGCUACGUCUGUCAGGGCGUGGCGGCGCGAGCACGCAGCAAUCUCAAUGCCGAUUACGGAUCUCAAGCUAAAGAUGGCUUCUUCUAUGCAAAUGCAUUGACUAAGCUCUUUGAACAUAUAGCCCAGAUUAUCGAUGGGCAUGGUGGACUGGUGGAGCGUCACUAUGGUCCUCGGAAGAUGGGUCGAGUUAUUGAGCGACUCCAGGUUGAAGCGGAUGUGCAGGGUGGCAUCAUCCUCGAUACCUGGAGUGAUGAACGACAUGUGGAUCGCAAGCUGAUGGAUAUCAAGUCUUAUGCAUUUACAUUCUUGGUGCAGAGCUUCCUCCCGGCACAGAGGGCAGGUCAUCCGCCUGCUGCAGGUGUAGCUGCGCCGACCGAGGACGAAGGCGUGGAUAUGAAGGAGAUUGACGGGAUUUUGAACGAGAUGGCCAUUAUGCUGGGCCGCUGGUCUCUCUACUGUCGAUUCUUGGCGGAUACAUGCAAUGCCCCGGGUGACGAUCAAACCGAGCAAGAUGAUAACCAAAGAUUCGCACUGCCUGGUUUCCUGCAGGAGUCUUCUCUGGCACGCAAGGUCAAUGACAAACUCGUCUCUCCAUUCAAUGCCAUGACAACCUUCUUCUUCCGCCGCUCUGUCGAAAAGGCCUUCCAACUCGACGAGUCACCGUCCGGUCUGACAUUGAACCUUCAACGUCCACUCAAGGCAGACCCGCCUCAUAUCACCUCGGCCGUUGACGACAUCAUGUAUAUUGUCAACAAAGUACUGCAACAAUCACUCGCAACCUCCCAAGAAGCCGUCGUCACGAACGUCGUCCCAACGCUCUCCCGCGUCCUGGGCUCCGACUUUAUCGGCAUGACACAACGCAAAAUGCGAGACGAGUGCUACCCACGCGCACCAGUCCAAGGCGGCCAACCCCCAGAACAAACCAUCAUCGCCUUCCUCGUUCAAAUCAACAACCUCGAUCUCGGCGUCGACUAUAUCCGACGAAUUGUGCAAAACAACACGGGCUCUAAACAACCUCUCCCAUCCACGGACAGUACACCCGAUCAAUCAACACUGGUAACGGAGCACCUAAGCACCCUCUUCCCAGCACCAUCCUCCGCUCUCCGCGUCACCCAAACCCUCCACUCCCUAGCAACGUCCUUCGAAGCCAAGGUCGCCGACCUCCUCUCAGACGGUAUCCAAGUCGUCUUCAACAACGUGAUAAAACACCGUCUCCGCCCACUCCUCGCUGACGUCUUCCGCGACAUCGAGUAUCACCCCUCCGACACCUCAGACCCAACACCACACGACGACUACAACCCCGCAGACGGCAGCAAGGAACUCGUCCGCCCCCGCUUCGCCUCUGGCUGGACAGAGCUCCUCCUCCCGCUAGCACGCAUCCUCACCGCCCCCGCCUUCGACCGCCUCCUCACCGUGACGGUAGCCUAUUUCGCGCGGCUGCUUGAAAAGCGUCUCUGGUCGUACCAGGGCCGGAUUAACGCGCUGGGCGCGACACGGUUAGAGCGCGAUGUCGCGGGUAUUGUUAAUGCGGCUGCGGACGUGGGGUAUGGGGCUGGUGCGGGGGCGCCGGGUCGGUAUAGACAUCGGGAGGCGUUUGCGAGGUGUGUGCAGAUGACGCUUGUUAUGGGGAUGGAUGAGGAUGAGUGGGAUGAGGUUUUGAGGGGUGGGGGAGGCUGGGGAGGUUGUUGA